UGUCAGGCAUUGCUGACAGCACUGCUAGAAGAAACUGUCAGUGUCCCACAUCCUGCUGAUGAAGGUCUGCCUCCUCCUCACUGCUGUUGCCCAGGCUUUUCUGGAGGUCUACCCAGAGCAAGCGGAGAAGCUACAGGCUUUUCCUUGCAAAGGUGAGUGCCAGUUUUCCAAGCCUCGGGAUGAGCCCAGAGCUGCCCCAGCCCACGUGCAAGGGGUAUGCCCAGAGGAAGACUACAGUCUUCUGCUUGGGCAAUAAGGUCCCACAGGACCAGGACAGAGGAGCUGGGAACAGAGGGGAGUGCAGAGCAGAGAUGAGUUUUCAGUGCUGUAUAGAAUGUGCUAGGAAGAAGUGGUAUGAGCAGAGAGAGAGGGCAGUGUGGGGUGAAAGAGCUUGCAUGACCCAGAAAGAGUUAAUUGCAUGUCAACUGUUGCUAGAUAACCGUGCCUUUCCAUCUUGACUGCUGCUCAAUGAAGGACAAUUUGUUCUAAUGAAAGAACAAUAAGCAGAAGGCUCGUUAGGAGAUAUGGUGUUUGUGCUCCUUGUCUGUGUGAGGUGGUACACAGUACUGGAAGAAGUUUAGCCACAAAUCACAGCACCCUGCUCCUUGAGUUUGUGGGAUAUAUCACUCCUUUGUUAUGACUAUUGUGCUGUAUUUUGGGCAGCUCCAAGAUCUGCCCCCCCCCCCCUUCUCUCAUGUCACAGGGAGAGAUGAAGAGCUGCACAAAGAACAGAGAUCAACUGCAGAAUGUGAGUACUGAUAGUGACCAGGGACAAGAUAGGACCCAACAGCCAAAUUCCCCUUGCCUGCACCAUCCAUAGGGUUAACAAAACCCCAAACCCACAGACCAAACACAUCCCACCUGCUUUUCUCAGAGAUCCUUUGAACUCUGAAUUGAAAACACAUUAAAUAUGAUAGAGUACAGUGCAGAUUCUUUUCUCCACUUCCCACACUGCCAAUUUAGCCACCACCAUCCAGCCCAUUACCUCCUAUCAGCAUCAGGAUUACUGUCCUUAGUCACAGGUCCUCUGUGUAAAACAGCUGCUGCAAGAAGAAAGAGGAGCAGUCACUUGUGGGGUGGAGAUGGCACGCUUGUGAGCAUGGCAUAGUGCUUCUGCUGUGGAGUUCCUUCUUCUGGAGGUGUCUCAGCCCCAUGUUCAGGGUGGCCAUCCCUCUCAAUCCCUCCUUCCCUAUGUUCUUGCAGCCCUGGCUGAGCCCAGUGGAGCAUCAGCUGGGAUGAAGACUUGAGAUCCCAGGGUUUAGCAGCAUACUGUAUGUAGGAGUAAUGCAGGAGAGGCCAAGCGGUGGAGCAGGAGGUCUUCCAAGAGGGCUGGGAGGUCAGAAGACACUGUGGUGGGGAUGUGAAUCUGGACUGUCUCUCUAUGCACAGGGUCCCACUGUCGGAGAGGGAGAGAUGCCAGGGGGCUGGAAUGCCUCCUCUGACAGCCCGGAACUGCCAGCUGCAGGGAUCAUCGUGCCUGUCAUCUUCUCCCUCAUCUUUCUUCUGGGCACUGUGGGGAACGGACUGGUGCUGGCUGUGCUGCUGAGGAACGGCCAAGUGAAGUACAACACCACCAAUCUCUUCAUCCUCAACCUGGCCGUGGCAGACCUCUGUUUCAUCAUUUGCUGUGUCCCCUUCCAAGCCACCAUUUACACCCUGGAUGGGUGGCUCUUUGGGGCCUUUGCCUGCAAGGCUGUGCAUUUCCUGAUCUACCUCACCAUGUAUGCCAGCAGCUUCACCCUGGCUACAGUCUCCAUUGACAGGUACCUGGCCAUUCGCUAUCCACUGAAGUCCCGGGAUCUCCGCACUACCCAAAAUGCAGGAGUGGCCAUUGUAGUGAUUUGGUUGCUAUCACUACUCUUUGCAGGGCCUUACCUCAGUUACUACCAGAUUGUCCAUUACCAUGGGGUGCCCAUCUGCGUCCCUGUCUGGGAGGACCAACGCCGAAAGAUUCUGGACAUCCUUACGUUUGUAGUUGGAUACCUCUUACCUGUGACUGUAGUGAGCCUGGCAUAUGCCAGGACCAUCAAGUUCCUGUGGACCUCUGUAGACCCUAUAGAGAGGAUCUCAGAGUCCCGAAAGGCCAAGCGUAAGGUCACCAAGAUGAUCGUGGCUGUGGCCAUCCUGUUCUGCCUCUGCUGGCUUCCACACCAUCUGGUUAUCCUGUGCUUCUGGUUUGGCCACUUCCCUUUCAACCGAGCCACUUAUGCCUGCCGCCUGGCUUCCCACUGCCUUUCGUAUGCUAAUUCCUGCCUCAACCCUAUUGUCUAUGCGCUGGUUUCCAAGCAUUUCCGAAAGCGUUUCAAGCAGGUCUUCACCUGCCUGUUCUUCCAGAACAAGAACAGGAAGAAGAGAACUGGAAAUAAAGUUCAUAUGGUCGCUGUGGGCAAAGGUUUCACUAACAGCACUGGAGGCUUCUAUGGAGGCAACACUGAGCUGAUUCAGAUCGCAAAGGAGAACAAUAGGAAGAGGGACACUGAAGGCGCCAGACAUGCCAGAGCAUGGACUCACCAGCUACAAGAAGUUCAGAAGGAGCUGGUGGAGGAGGAAAUCUUGGUAACAGCUGGCCAUCCCCUAGCCAAGAACACUCCAAGAAGGCCUCAAGAGUGUCUGGCUGCUGAUUGCAAAUGAGCAAAUGCAUCUCGGAAUGGCACAAUCCACCACAUCAAUGUAGAGCACAGGGACGUGUUAAUGUGAUGACAUUUCUCAUGGUCUGGGGGCAGUCCAAGUCCACCUCCCCUUCUGUGGCUCCUGCAUCCAGAUCAAAGAGGGCCAUUGCACUUUACCGCGCUGAGUCUGCACCAACAGCUUGGUUGUACAACCUCUGCAGAACUCACUGGUCAUACCUCAGUGAUAUCACCCUGCCACAGCAGGUGAACAACUGAAAGGCUGUUGCGCCCUCCCUGUGUACCCAUGGCUUCUCUGCAGCUCAAAAGGGAAAGGACCAUCAGUCUGGUCUCUUCCCCUGGGCCCAGCCCUUCCAGAAAGUACUUAAUGGAAGAGGUUUCCUUGCGCUCUGCCCUGCUUAGCCUCUGAUCUUGCAAGCAGAUACUGCAGGACACUGUCCACUUCCUUGUGCUGCUUGCAGUUCUGAAAUAUUUCUUGGCAGUUAUCCUCAGUUCUUCCCAAGCAACCCUCACAAAUCCUCCUCCCACCAUGUUGUUCCAUCUGAUUAAUCUCUGCUUUAUUUCUGUUCGCCUUUUGGAAAUUCCUGAAGGACCGCUGCCUCUUCUUUGUUCUUUAUGUAGAGUUUCAUCCCUUCCUUCAGGGGUUGUUGCUCUCUGAGCGGUGAUGUAACUCGGCAGUAUUAGCCCUGUUUGUGUGCUUUACCGACUUAGCAAGAUAUUAUUUUCCAUGAAAUGAAAAUCAUGAUUGCACUUGUGUGCACUUGGCUCAAUCUUAAAUCCUCUCUGUUCUUUUCUGUGUGGUGGGGAGAGCUUCCAGGAAGGGGCAAUGCCACCACCACCACUCAAAGGGCUGGAACAUCCUCUGCAGCAUUCCUCACUGCAGGAUUGCUGUGGGUCUGAUGUGCUCCUGGGAGCACAGUUUCCCAUUUGCUGUUCCUCGUUGCCCUCCUUGUCUCGAACAGCUGUAGAAGAGCCUUUGGUUGCAAUAGCUGCUGAAUGACCCCCUGUAGUAGAGUGGAGUGUCUUUCCAAACCUGACCAUGGGAAAAAUGGGAAUUGCUUUGGGGAUGGGGGAGGGCAAGAAAUAAGGUUCACAGAGGGUGCUGGAAUUUCUCCCUUUCCUAACCUGAAUAAAGCCCAGCAAUUU
Messenger RNA from Lagopus muta (rock ptarmigan), 3773 nucleotides. It is a transcript of the gene GALR3, whose product is annotated as galanin receptor 3. Bases 1285 to 2631 code for a protein of 448 amino acids. NCBI's taxonomy places the organism in Eukaryota, Metazoa, Chordata, Aves, Galliformes, Phasianidae. The transcript is spliced from 2 exons. Gene Ontology annotation, cellular component: membrane. The record is from RefSeq and is a predicted model, not a curated record. Gene Ontology annotation, molecular function: G protein-coupled receptor activity. Gene Ontology annotation, biological process: G protein-coupled receptor signaling pathway.